Molecule: messenger RNA, 2412 nt
Organism: Osmerus eperlanus (European smelt)
Lineage: Eukaryota; Metazoa; Chordata; Actinopteri; Osmeriformes; Osmeridae
Product: palmitoyltransferase ZDHHC7-like
Exons: 8
Coding region: 240-1151 (303 amino acids)
Molecular function (GO): palmitoyltransferase activity
Source: RefSeq, a predicted model, not a curated record
UGCCACCGGAAACGAACCUUUCGAAAUAUUGUUUUGAUCCAGCUGUCCCGCAAGUUCAUGAGUGAGCAUGGAUUUUUUUAUUAUAAAUUCAAUUCAAUAAAAAUACUAGGAAGGUUAUAUUAGGAUACAACUGGAGACUCUAAAGUUGGUGAGCUAUGUUGCUGGAGGACAAUCGACCAGGACAUUCCCCAAAUAGUUUUGAAGUGCAGGCAAUGUUACUGUAAAGCAGCAAAGGCGCCAUGUCUUCGGGUCACCGGUUGCGAGAUGUGGAGCAGCACCACCCUCUGCUGGAAGGGGAGGACGUGGGGGCGGUAGGAGGCGACGCUGGGGAGCGUGGGUGGUUCAUCCAGGAUGGCUGUGGCAUGGUGUGUGCCUUCGUCACCUGGUUUCUGGUGCUGUACGCCGACUUUGUGGUGACCUUCGUCAUGUUGCUGCCCUCCAAGAACGUGUGGUACGCCGUGGUGAACGGAGUUCUGUUCAACUGUCUGGCAGUGCUGGCGCUGGCGUCACACCUGCGCACCAUGCUGACAGACCCGGGAGCCGUACCCAAAGGCAACGCCACCAAGAAGUACAUGGACAGUCUGCAGCUGAAGCCUGGAGAGGUCAUCUACAAAUGUCCCAAAUGCUGCAGCAUCAAACCAGAGAGAGCUCACCACUGCAGCAUCUGCAAGCGCUGCAUCCGCAAGAUGGACCACCACUGUCCCUGGGUCAACAACUGUGUGGGGGAGAACAACCAGCGUUUCUUCGUGCUUUUCACUAUGUAUAUAGCCAUGAUCUCCACCCACGCCCUGGCUCUGAGUGGCUACCAGUUUGUAACCUGUGUCAAAGUCCAGUGGAGCGAGUGCAGUGACUUCUCUCCGCCUGUGACGGUGAUGCUGAUGAUCUUCCUGUGUCUGGAGGGCCUCCUCUUCCUCACCUUCACGGCCGUCAUGUUCGGCACGCAGGUGCACUCCAUCUGCAACGACGAGACGGAGAUUGAGCGUUUGAAGAACGAGAAGCCCACCUGGGAGCGUCACACGCGCUGGGAGGGCAUGAGGAGUGUGUUCGGGGGGCAGCCCUCCCUGCUGUGGAUCAACCCCUUCGCAGGCCUCCGGCUGCGCAGACUUCUCCCCAGGCGCUCGAAAAAGGCCGGGGCCGAGUUCUCCGUCUGAAGGACCCGGGGACACGUCCUGGGUCCACGCACUGGACAGAUGGAUCGCCAGGGAAACGAGGCGUACCAAACUGCAUGGACUUGGUGCUCUGGGGUAUUCCAUCCAUGUAGCUGAAAUGGAUUAUAAAUCAAAGUAUUUACUUAGUAGUUGUUGUAGAUCAGAUGGACAGGAGACUACCGUGGUGUAGCAGAUGAAACCACUACAUGCUCCGACGACGUUCACUGAGCUUCAUUCUGACUUCACUCGCGUUUGGAAGUCAACCAGGAAACAGAGGGAAGCACUACUCAGAUUCUUUUAUUUAUUCGUUUCUAUGCUUGUUUGUUGUUUGUUUGAUCUCCUUGCCGAGGGGGAGCGCUAUUCUGGCUGCACAAACAGAAAAACAGAAUUGAGAGCGUUAAAGAGAGUUUACCACUCAUAAUGUAUGCCUAUGAUAUCAUCUUGUUUUUAAGUAUAUCCUGCUGGAGAAUUCUAUACCCCCGAUCUGUGUGAGUGUAUCCUGCUGGAGAAUUCUAUACCCCCCGAUCUGUGAGAGUGUAUCCUUGCUGGAUUUGUUAUUGACCUCAGAUAGAUGGUAAAUCUGUUUAGAGAAGUGGAUGAAAUCAUGGAUCAAAACUACAGCUGCCUGAACGGAUAAUAAAACACCAGAAUCAGCUGUUCUGAAUCAACAAGAAGCAAUCCUAAAGAAACUUUUGUCCUGUUUGAAAUCUGUGCUGUGAAUGAGCCGGUUUAAAUUGGUUUGACCUUGCUUUUCUAUUGGAAUAGACCGUAUGAUUGUGUGUGUGUGUGUGUGUGUGUGUGUGUAUUACCUCAGCACAAUCAUUGAAAUUUCAGUUCCCUGCAUUGUUGGGACAUGGUUUUCGCAAGACCAGAAACUGAACUGUUAACACUUGGAUGUCCAGCUGGCUUCCUGUGCUUCGUUUCCCCUCACAGAGUCUGUACUGGUUUACUGAUUUAGUAAUUAACGGUGAACAUGUCUCCUGUUUCUUCAGGAUUUAUGUGCAAGGAAGCUGGAUACAUUGUCCAGGAAUGUUUCACAAAGUAGAAAUGUUUUAUAAAAGGUUUUGGACUAUUAGUCUGUCUUUUUCCUUGUUUUCAAAUAAUUUUUCGGUGGUUUCGCAAGCAUUGUUUGAAUGGCUAUUAAAUGAACUUCAUUGCUACCUCUAAUUAUCCUUAUCUGAUUGUAGGUAUUACUGAGACUAAACCUAUGCCUUGAACAAGCCCAUACAAGGUACCUUGAAUAAACUGAAACACAUCUAUGUGA